Strongyloides ratti is the source of this 1038-nucleotide messenger RNA. RefSeq names its product Calcium uniporter protein, mitochondrial. Gene Ontology annotation, cellular component: mitochondrial inner membrane; uniplex complex. The record is from RefSeq and is a predicted model, not a curated record. Gene Ontology annotation, biological process: mitochondrial calcium ion homeostasis; calcium import into the mitochondrion. The coding region runs from base 1 to 1038 and encodes 345 amino acids. Gene Ontology annotation, molecular function: calcium channel activity; uniporter activity. The transcript is spliced from 3 exons. Lineage: Eukaryota; Metazoa; Nematoda; Chromadorea; Rhabditida; Strongyloididae.
AUGUUAUAUACAUUAAUUAUACAUAUAAUAAUAAAUGCUUUAAUUCAAAUGUUUUCACAAAAAAAAAUUUUUACAGUUGGUAAAAUAUCAAUUAAAAAAUGUUGUUUAUUUUCUACUCAAACUAUUCCAAUUAAAACACCACAAAAAAAUAGUCAAAUAAAUAUGCGUUUUGAAAAAGGUUUACCUAUUGUUACAGUUCCUUUACCUUCACGCAAAGAAUUAUGCCAAUUUAUAUUACGACCAAUUAGUGAUAAUGUAGGAACACUUUGUAAUUCAUUGUCUUCAGAAGAUAAAGGUAUAGAUUUUGUUGCCGCAUACAGCAUAGAUGGUACGAGAAUCGCAAAUUCAACAAGUAUAGAACAUUUAUUAUUAUUUGAUCAAUUUAAUCUUCGUAUUAAUGAUUUUGUUUAUACAGUUGUAAUACCAAAUAAUGAAAAUAUAAAAAAUGGUUAUUCAUUAAAGACAAGUGAAAAAGUUAAAACAUUAGAUGAUAUGAAACUUUUAAUAGCAUCACUUCAUGCUUCAUUAAAUUUGGAAGAUUUUAAAAUUUUAAGAGAAAAACAGUUACUUAAACAACUAGAAGAUGUAACAAUUCAAUUAAAACCGUUAGAAAUAAUUAAAAAGUAUAUUGAAGAAGAAUGUGAUAAACAUAGUGAACGGGUUAUAUGGGGUGGAUUUAUGCUUUUAGGAUUACAAACAGGUAUUUUUGCUAGACUUACAUGGUGGGAAUAUUCCUGGGAUAUUAUGGAGCCAGUUACUUAUUUUGCAACCUUUUCAACAGUUUUAGGAUCAUGUGCAUAUUAUCUUACCACACGUCAGCCUUUCGAAUAUGAUACUCUACAUGGAAGAAUUUUUUAUAAAAAAUUUCACAAAUUAGCAAAAAAAUAUAAUUUUGAUUAUAAUAAAUAUAAUUUUUUAAAAGAACUUGAAAAAAAGAUAAAUUAUGAUUUGGAAAGAUUAAGAGAUCCUUUAAACCAACAGUUACCAUUUCAGCGUCUUAAUAUUAAUAAUAAUGUAUUUGAUAAAUUUAAAAAAUAA